This is a messenger RNA of Macrosteles quadrilineatus (aster leafhopper), 4188 nucleotides long. RefSeq names its product ubiquitin carboxyl-terminal hydrolase 16 (gene Usp16-45). Gene Ontology annotation, cellular component: cytosol; nucleus. Bases 164 to 3211 code for a protein of 1015 amino acids. The record is from RefSeq and is a predicted model, not a curated record. The transcript has 15 exons. Gene Ontology annotation, molecular function: zinc ion binding; cysteine-type deubiquitinase activity; cysteine-type endopeptidase activity. Lineage: Eukaryota; Metazoa; Arthropoda; Insecta; Hemiptera; Cicadellidae. Gene Ontology annotation, biological process: protein deubiquitination.
CUUACUCUCUUCUCUACUCUGCUGACUCUAGUGAGUAGUGAGAUACUGAGAUGAAUUCGUCAAGAUAAUUAUUUACAGUUUUUGUUCAAGAAUUCUUAAAUGCCAUCAGGAGAUUCACUGUAGACACCAGUAAACAUCAUAAAUUUUACAUUCUUAAUUCAUAAUGGGUAAGAAGAAGAGAUCCCACCAAAACUCAAGCAAUAUUGUUGGAGAUUCAUCUGAGUCAGAAAGCAGCAAAGAUUCUACUCAACCAGGGGAAGCCACCAACAAAGCAUGCUGUCCUCACAUAAAUAAAUCUGUUGAGAUAGCAAACAUUAGGAAAAAUUUGAAAACGAGUCGAGACAAAAACACUCAUAACUUAUGUUCACUUUGUAAAAAAAAUGAAUCAAGUUUGUGUAAGGAUGGAUGGGUGUGUCUGAGAUGUGGCUCGUGCAACUGUGGACCGGAGGAGGAGGAUCAUAGAACUGACCAUUACAAGACUCCUCGCUCUGAUGCUCACUACCUGGCCUACCAGGUCAACAACAACCUCAUCUGGUGUUUUAUGUGUGAAAGAGAUAUUCCGAUCGAUGUAUCAAAGAAAGUUCAGAGUUGUGCUGAUUUUAUCAAGAAACAGUACAGUGAUAAUUUACCUUUCAGCCCAGUCCGAGUAGAAUCAGACUCGAAAAAAAUGAAUGGGACUGAAGGUUUAGAUUUCUUGAAGGAUGAUAUAACACCUAGGAUGGCAGCUCUAAAUAAGAGCAUUAAUAAAGAUGAGGUUAAACCUGUCUUAAGCCUGCCCAAAGUGAGGGGGCUGUCAAACCUGGGCAACACAUGUUUCUUCAACUCCGUGCUGCAGUGUCUCGCCCAGACCCCGGGACUAGUGGACUUGUUGAAGGAGAUGGACGUCCCUGGAGAGAAGUUCCCUGUGGACGUGAAAGGAGUCACCAUUGACGCUGUGCUAAAGAGACCCAAGGGCCCACUAGUGAGUGCCCCGCUGGCAGAUAUCCUGACAGAAGUGGCGGGGGUGCCUGGCGGUGGUGACUGUCACACAGUCAACCCUCGCAAGCUACUAGACGCCCUCACCUCCAAGUGUCCACAGUUUGAGGGUGGUGAUCAACACGACGCACACGAACUGUUGAGACACCUCUUGGAUUCUGUGCAUAACGAGGACCUCCGGAGGUACCAGAAAGCAAUACUUGACCACAUCGGCUACAACAACAACAACUUGGACGAGCUGGAGGAAGACAAGAAGAAGUUUGCCAAGUCAGUGAACCAGUUGGUGUGUGACACGAUCCCCAUCCGGCCUGACCAGGUUUUCAAAGGGUCGUUGGUCAGCAUCCUACAGUGCACUGUCUGCUACAACAAGUCCGAGCGGGAAGAACCGUUUUUGGACCUUAGUCUUCCAGUUGCCCAAGAGAAGGCUCAACCUCCGACUGUCCGAAAGAAACAAAACUGCAACAGCCCUGUGGAGGAGGAACAUGGUUCUCUUGAGCGGAAGGAUACUAAAUCAAAACAUCAACUGAAGAAGGAAGCAAAGGUGGCAAGAAAAAAUGCUAAGAGACAAGGCAAGAAAGAUAAAAAUGGAGAAUUCACCAUUGAGGAAGAAGAUAAAAAAGAUUCCAAGGAUGGAGAGCAGAGUGAUGCGGACGUGGAGGACAACGAAGACAACGCCUGCGAGGAACAAGAUCAGAAAACAGAGAUUGUAGAGUCUGGAUACAGCUCAGAAAAACAGAUGUCCGCCCGGGGUAGUCCAGUUACAACCCAGAGUCCCGAGGACGAGAAAACUACAACAUCGCCUGUGCUGCAGAAUCAAGCCAGUAAUGUGAUACCAGGCGUGUACUCAUCUGAGGACCCUGAAACUCUACUGGCCAAGAGAGCAGAGUCUGGUCUAGGAUCCAUCCAGGAGUUGACAGUAGCAAUACCAGAAGAAAUAAACACAGAGUGUAACAGUCAAGACUCUGUACGAGUCAACGCCUCCAACGGAUCUCCGGAUAUAAGCUCAGACAGUCAACAAAGUAGUUUUAGAAACGUAGACUUGUCUUUGUCGAGUUCCUCAGAUUACAAACUACCUCCGAGCAGUGACAGCCAGGUAGACCGCAACACGAUGAUCUAUGAUUGGAACUGCAGCGGUGAUGUGAAAUUGCUGAGUCAAGACAGUAGUUCGUUGAGUGUUUCACUCAGUCCUCUGUGCGGAUCUGGAUCACACUCACAGAAGAACAGUCCUGGUAGUAAUGACAACAUGAGUAUGUGUGCUAGUCUGCAACACAGCAACGAAAUGUCCGUCUGCAACAGCCUCCCCGAGAAUGUGUCUAUGAUUCUCAACAGUCCGGUUAAAAGUCGAGAAGACAACAGUGGUAGCGACGAGAGACCGGAGUCGAGAAUGGAAUGUCGGAAUCGAAGCAGUCCUGUGGAACCCAGAGAGAUAACGGAAUUGGACUCUGGACUGUUAAAACUCUCCCUGGAGGGAAUGACUUGUGCUGAUAUGGACACUGAUGGUGCAGAGGAUGUGAAAGUUGACACAGCUGAUUCUCCAACACACGUCGGCAGUUUCAAGGGUGCGAUCCCUCUCCCCCCUCCUCAACCCCCUACACAGCUGUUCUCUGCCCCGUAUACGUUUGUACACCCCUCUCCUUCUGUGCCGUCUCUUCCUGCCAUCCCUCGAUACUCCCCCUCUACCUCAACGUCCUACUUCCCCAGACAGAGGAUCGAAGAGGGCGAAUGCUCACUGCAUUCUUGUCUCACCCAGUUCACCUGCAUCGAGGUGCUUGCCGGUGCCAACAAAACACACUGCGAAGCUUGCACUGAGCGGCUCAACAAAGGUAAUAAAGAAGGCAAGCCAGUUUACCAGAACUCUACCAAACAACUGCUCAUCAGUAAGCUACCUCCAGUCAUCAUCUUUCAUCUGAAGAGGUUCCAGGUGCAAAGAUGUUCGUUUAAGAAGAUAUCACGGCAUGUCGACUUCCCUCUAGUACUGGACGUAGCACAGUUUUGUUCCAUAAAUGAGAAUGAACCAAUUCUCUAUUCAUUGUACGGUGUUGUCGAGCACAGUGGAACUCUACAUGGAGGACACUAUGUAGCCUAUGUCAAGGUUAGAUCCCACGCAGACCGAAGACCAGGACAACCUCCGCCAGGACGAUGGUAUUACAUCAGCGACUCCCGCGUUAGUGACGUCGACGAAAAUACCGUGCUCAAGACUCAAGCUUACCUCCUAUUUUACGAACGAAUAUUCUAGCUCUAAGUAGUUAUUUAUUUGUAAAUUUGAUAAUAUAUUGUAUACAUGUAAUUUAUUGUUUAGCGGAUAUACAUACUUGUACAGUAAUAGUGUGUCCUUUACUCAAAUGGGAAAGUGGAAACUGAAUACCUCAUCUCGAUUAUCUCAUUUAAGCGGAAUCGAUUACGUCGUAUAUUGGUAUCAAUUAUGUUGAAGGUUUUUAAUUUUUGUUGUAACUUGUUAUUUGUUGACUUUUGAAUCAAGGUAUGUUCUUUUACAAGACAUUAAUGAGAUUAGUUUUGCUGAAAUGUGUGAUCGUACUUCACAAUGUCCUGAUCAUUGGUUGUUUUAUGUUUAAGAGGUUUCAGGUAAACUCGCCACUUGUUGAAUGGUAACUGCUAGGAUCGUAGGAUCACAAGACUGACUAUCAUCUCUCACUCUCCAUAAUGUGGUUGUUAGUGCUAGUAGCCUAUUAUAACUCAGUGGUCAUAGGUUUUAUACUGAUCAGUGAUUAAUCUAACGAGUAUUGUGAUUUUUUAAAUCUUUUUUUACUGACAACUUAUAUCGCGCAAAUGAUCAUCACAAUGUUGUCGUCAAUGUGACUUGUGUGUCAAAAUGUCUAUAGGAUAAAAUGUGAUACUUUGUUUAAAAAUUAAAGUUUUUACAAACUAUAUAAAACACUGGGUGUUAUGUUUUAGAAUUUGUUUAUGUUUACUAUCAGCUUUGUGUAAUGAGAUAUCCUAAUUGCUCAAAAGCAAAUGAUAACUUUGUUUGAAAAACUUGUUUGGACAAAACUGAUUUUAUCUGAAGGUAAUUUUUUUAAGCAGCUUCAUACGUUUUGUGCAUGUAUUUAUUUGUUUUAAUUUUUAUUAACUGUAAAUUUGAGUAAAAAUUUAGUAAUAUGAAUGAAACUAUAAUUAUAUAACUUGCACUAAUUUGGAAGUUAUGUAAUUUUAAAUUGAAAUAUAAAUUAUUAUUUUGUAUAUAAAAGAUUGUAU